Messenger RNA from Arabidopsis arenosa, 1621 nucleotides. The record is from the annotation of a GenBank genome assembly. Lineage: Eukaryota; Viridiplantae; Streptophyta; Magnoliopsida; Brassicales; Brassicaceae.
AAAUCUCCAGAUUGGAGCAACGAAUAUGAUUCAACCCUAAUUUCAAGCAAAAGCCCCUCUUUUUACAAGUCUCGGAGAUUACAUACAGUCUUCACUCCAACAAACCAAAGAAGAAACCCAAACCAAAAUGGCUAACGAUCGACGCCCUUCUUCUGUCAAUCCGACGACGGAGCAAGACAAUGCUAUGUUUCUUGAUAUACUGCAUGAAGCUCCUCUAUUCGGUCAUCGAGAAUCGAGAAGUCUCGUUGGAAGCUGCAUUUAUCUUAUCAUAUUGGCAAGUUAUGCUAUUUUAGCAGCAGGGGCACCGUGGAUACUUCAGUCUGUAGAGUAUCUUAUCCCAUCGCUGCUUUGCAGCUGCAAUGUUGCUCUCUUGAUGUUAACUGGUAUGUUUCAGCAAUAUUUUGUCAAUCAGGUCCAGAAAAUACGCUUGCAGGGUUAUUACAGUUUCAGUCAGAAAUUGAAACAUGUAGUUCGUCUGCCAUUUGCAAUCAUGGCCUAUGGGACUGCAUCUAUGCUACUUUUCAUGGUGUGGAGACCAUAUGUCAGUGUUCUUCCCAUUUUUACUGUGCAAAGGUUCAUCAUGUCUGUUGAAGCAAUUUCUGCGGCUUCUUUUAUGAUUGUAUUUGUUGGUUAUGUUCGCCAGUAUAACUCAGUGAACUCUCAGCCCGAUGUCUUAAAUUCAUUAUAUUCUCCUCUUCAACCAGCUGCUUUGGAAGGAUUGAGAUACCAUGAAGCCGGUCGCCUUUCUGAUCAGCAAAUGGCUCUACUGCAAUAUCAGCGCGAGAAUCUCCAUUAUCUCAGUGAAGAGAUUCUGCGUUUGCAGGAGUCCUUAAGCAAAUAUGAGACCAAUGGUAGUGGCACGCCUCAGGUUGAUUUGGCGCAUCUUGUGGCGACUCGUGAUCAGGAAUUGCGAACACUUUCUGCUGAGGUGGAUCAACUCCAUUCAGAGCUUAAUCUCGCUCGAUCUCUGAUCUCUGAGAGAGAUAGAGAGAUACAGCACGUCCGGAAUACCAAUAAUCAGUAUGUUGCAGAAAAUGAAAGGUUAAGAGCUAUCCUUGGAGAAUGGAGUAUGCGAGCUGCAAAGCUUGAACGAGCUUUGGAGGUGGAGAGAAUAUCAAAUCUUGAACUGCGGAAGAAAGGUUUUAAUUUUCCUUCCGAUCAGAGAUUAAUGGCGAAUCUCGACUCCGACGUCACCAUGAUUCCUGCCGGAGAAGCCUCCAGCAGCGUAGCCGCUUCGUCUUCCAACAAGAAAGCUAAGCGAUUCGAGAUUAAAAAGUGGAGCGCCGUUGCUCUCUGGGCUUGGGAUAUCGUUGUUGACAACUGUGCGAUCUGCAGAAACCACAUCAUGGAUCUGUGCAUUGAAUGUCAAGCUAAUCAGGCCAGUGCUACAAGUGAGGAAUGCACUGUUGCUUGGGGGGUUUGCAAUCACGCCUUCCACUUUCACUGCAUCAGCAGAUGGCUAAAGACUCGUCAAGUUUGUCCAUUGGAUAACAGCGAGUGGGAGUUUCAGAAAUAUGGUCACUAAAUCAACAAAUGGUUCCAGCAAACAUGUGGCUAAUCGUGAAGAUAUCAGGUUCAUUUGGUUACCACCGCAUAUGAUAACUAAAAAGAUUGUUCAAGU